Molecule: messenger RNA, 1841 nt
Organism: Lineus longissimus
Lineage: Eukaryota; Metazoa; Nemertea; Pilidiophora; Heteronemertea; Lineidae
Product: 3-oxoacyl-[acyl-carrier-protein] reductase FabG-like
Exons: 4
Coding region: 220-1098 (292 amino acids)
Molecular function (GO): oxidoreductase activity
Source: RefSeq, a predicted model, not a curated record
AUGUAUGAUAAGAGCGAGUUUAUUCCAGAACGCAGGUAGAUACAGUUCUGCACGCCAUUUUGGCUCACAACUGCAAGCACGGGGUGACCUCGGAGGCAAGGAGCUAAGACUGAAAUCGAGUUCUCCAAAGCAAUCUCCCUGCUGCCGUUGGUCUACGCUGAGAAUUUAUCGAUCGCCAAUUAACGGCCUCCACACAGUCACUGACUAUCAUUUCGUGCGAUGGAUCCAAGCAACGGCAUUGGGGUACAAUUGGAUACCCACAUCACUAAGGAAAGGUUUAAAGGACGAGUAGGGAUUGUCACUGGAGGUGCAUCCGGUAUAGGUCGUGCAACUGUAGAACGGUUCGCGAAUGACGGAGCUAGCGUCCACUUCUUUGACAUUGACGAGAAGAAUGGAAAAGCACUGGAGGCGUCACUUCAGGAGGCGGGUCACAGUGUUACGUACCAUAACGUUAAUGUGACUGAUAAAGCUAGAUGUGAUGAGGCAGUAGGGAGCAUAGCGGCUGAGAACGGUGGAGAAGUGCACAUGCUCUUCAAUAAUGCUGCAUGCUUCUUGUCUAAAGGUCUGGAAGCAACGCAGGAAGAUUGGACAAAGAGCUUUUCUGUCAAUGUGGUUGGUUAUUCAAAUAUGGUGCAAGCCUGCUAUCCAUACAUGCACAAAGGACAAGGAUGUGCGAUCGUCAACAAUGCCAGUGGACUCGUCCAUCGUGUUCAGCCAAACAGAUGGACCUAUGGUGGCACCAAGGGUGCAGUGUGGUCCAUGACACGUUUCAUGGCACUAGACCUUUCUCCCGAGGGUAUACGAGUCAACAGCAUUUCACCUUGCAUCGUUUGGACACCCGAAGUUGCUCGGCGCUUCCCCGACCGAGCCGGAGCGGAGGAGUACUUCGGGAAAUUACAACUGCUGAGGAGAAUGUGCGAGCCAGCCGAGGUCGCCGCCACUGUUGCCUGGCUCUGCAGUAGAGACGCAUCCUUCAUCACAGCAGCAGAUAUACCCGUGGAUGGAGGAUACCUCGCCAUGUCAGCGGAGGGGUUUGGCGACGCGAAACUUAGUGACCGCUGCAACAAAUCCCAGGGCGAAACAGAGGAGGCAGAGUAGAUAGCAUUUGAUUCAAAUCUUGAAAGAACUCAUAACUAUUGCAGUAACUCUAAUGCAUUUGCGUAGCGAUCCUGUACCUGACAAAGCCACGAUACAUGCAGGUCUAUGGACCUAUCACCAGUCACAAAAGGUACACCUUUAACCGUUGCGUUGUUGUGACUGGCGACCGAUUCUUGGGGUGCUGCUGUCGCUGGGACGCCGUCUUACAACAACAAUGAAAUACAACAACUUUGUCACCCAAAAUAUCGAAACGGUUCCAACGCCAUCCCACGUCAAAUAGCAAAACUACUCAGAUAUGAUAUUUUAACGAAAAAUGAGCAGGAUUCACCCCAUAGGCCACCCACAACUGCUGUUAGGAGUUGCCAAAUAGAGCUGUAGGCCUAGAACUGGUAAUUGGGUUUCCUUUCACGACCGAUUCCACGGACAAUAACGAGAGGUCAAAACAGUGUCUCAGAGAACUUUCCUUUUUCUAACAAAAUUGCAAUAGACACUGGUAUUAAAAGGCAUCUUUGUCCAGAACUGCGGGCAUCGCCAUGGCAUGUAGCUUUUGAGUAACUACAUAUUAUCAACUUUGUACUUUUUGAUUUUUGAAGACUGAUCUACGAGUAUUGAUACUGGUUUAAGAUUGCAUUCUCUGGCACCCUGCGCUAUCUUCAAAACUGUUGUCGUGACUUAACUAUAAGCACUAUAAUUGUCUAUUUUGUAUCAGGUUGUGGGCUAUCGAAUAAAACGAUUAAUGAAUA